Tinamus guttatus (white-throated tinamou) is the source of this 1425-nucleotide messenger RNA. The record is from RefSeq and is a predicted model, not a curated record. Lineage: Eukaryota; Metazoa; Chordata; Aves; Tinamiformes; Tinamidae.
AUGUUUUAUGGGGGUUUAUUUUGUUCUCCCUUUUCUUUACUCGCCCACACUUGUAGGAAGUUGGCAGGAUGCACACUCUUCAUCACGGGUGCGAGCCGGGGCAUUGGCAAAGCCAUUGCCCUGAAGGCUGCCAAGGACGGUGCCAACAUUGUCAUAGCUGCCAAGACCGCUGAACCCCAUCGCACCCUGCAGGGAACCAUCUACUCUGCUGCAAAAGAGAUUGAAGAAGCUGGAGGAAAGGCAAUGCCAUGUGUUGUUAAUGUGAGAGAAGAAGAUCAAAUUAUUAAGGCUGUGGAGACGGCUGUGAAGACUUUUGGAGGCAUUGAUAUUCUGGUGAACAAUGCAAGCGCCAUUUCUUUGUCUGGCACUUUGGAAACAGAAACAAAGAAGGCCAAUCUUAUGAUGGAUGUCAAUGUACGAGGAACCUUCCUGACGUCUAAAAUAUGCCUUCCUCACUUAAGAAAGAGUAGGAAUGCCCACAUCCUGAAUCUCAGUCCGCCACUUAAUCUGAAUCCCGUCUGGUUCAAAAAUCAUUGUGCUUACACCAUUUCUAAAUAUGGGAUGUCCAUGUGUGUCUUGGGAAUGGCAGAAGAAUUUAGAGGAGAAGUUGCUGUCAAUGCUUUAUGGCCUAAAACAGCCAUUUAUACAGCUGCUAUGGAUAUGCUGGGAGGAAGCGGAAUAGAAAAACAGUGCAGGAAAACCGACAUUCUUGCAGAUGCUGCAUAUUGCAUUUUAACAAAACCAAAAAGUUUCACUGGAAACUUCGUUAUUGAUGAAUCUCUCUUGAGAGAAGAAGGAGUUAAGGAUUUUGAUGUCUAUGCAGUUGCACCAGGUCAUCCUCUGUUGCCUGACUUCUUCUUGGAUGACGAACCUGAUCUGAAGGCAAUGAAACUAGAACAGCAUGGUGCUUCCCCAAUAUUCAAAGAGGAAAAGAAAGCAAGUCGACCUAAGCAUGAAGGACCAGAUGGAGCUAAGGUUAAUUUAGAAUCGGCUUCGGCCAAGCCACUGGGUCCUGUUGGAGAAACAUUUAAAGUUAUUCAGGGAGCAAUAACUGAAGAGUUUGUGAAGGCUAUUCAGGGCGUCUUCAUGUUUGAAUUAUCUGGUGAUGAUGGAGGCACGUGGUACAUCGACCUGAAAACCAAAGGCGGGAGCGCUGGCUCGGGCAAGCCCCCGGUGAAGGCCGACGUGGUGAUGAGCAUGUCAAGUACCGACUUCGUGAAGAUGUUCACAGGUAAACUAAAGCCAACCAUGGCCUUCAUGUCAGGAAAAUUAAGGAUCAGUGGUAACAUGGCAUUAGCAAUGAGGCUGGAAAAGAUGCUGGUACAGCUCAACUCCAAGCUGUAAGGGGAAAGGCUUACUAGUAGAACAUUGGCCUGUCAAAUAAAACCACAGUGCUGUUUAAAAUGAUAAUUCUUGCUUUGAUAC